GUUGUCAGUACUGCUCAUAAAUACCCAUCCGUCCACCCUGAGACCCGCCAUUGGACAGCUCUGACAUUUGCUGUGUUGCAUGGACAUAUUCCUGUAGUUCAGUUGUUACUGGAUGCUGGAGCAAAGGUAGAAGGUUCCUUGGAACAUGGAGAGGAAAAUUACUCUGAAACUCCUUUACAGUUGGCAGCAGCUGCUGGAAAUUUUGAGCUGGUCAGUUUGCUGUUGGAGCGAGGAGCUGACCCCAUGAUAGGAACAAUGUACAGGAACGGCAUUUCCAUGACUCCACAAGGUGACAUGAACUCUUUCAGUCAGGCUGCUGCACAUGGACACAGGAAUGUCUUUCGUAAGCUGCUUGCUCAGCCGGAGAAGGAGAAGAGCGAUAUUCUGUCUCUGGAGGAGAUCCUGGCUGAGGGGACAGACUUGCCUGACUCGGCAGCAGCUCCACUCUGUGCCAGCCGCAACAGCAAGGCCAAGCUGAAAGCCCUGAAGGAGGCCAUGUACCACAGCGCCGAGCAUGGCUACGUGGAUGUCACCAUUGACAUACGGAGCAUAGGUGUUCCCUGGACGCUCCACACAUGGCUGGAGUCCUUGCGCACAUCCUUCCAGCAGCACAGGCGACCCCUCAUCCAGUGCUUGCUAAAGGAAUUCAAGUCCAUUCAGGAAGAAGAGUACACAGAGGAGCUUAUCACACAGGGGUUGCCUCUGAUGUUUGAGAUACUGAAGGCCAGCAAGAAUGAAGUGAUCAGCCAGCAGCUCUCUGUCAUUUUCACUCAUUGCUAUGGACCCUACCCGAUUCCAAAGCUGGUGGAAAUUAAGCGUAAGCAGACCUCCCGCCUAGAUCCCCAUUUUCUUAACAAUAAAGAGAUGUCAGAUGUUACAUUUCUGGUGGAAGGAAGACCAUUUUAUGCACAUCGAGUAUUGCUAUUUACUGCAUCACCAAGGUUUAAAGCAUUGCUGUCUAGCAAACCCUCAUCUGAUAGUACUUGCAUUGAGAUCAACUACGUGAAGUACCCCAUCUUUCAGCUGGUUAUGCAGUAUCUGUAUUAUGGAGGUGCAGAGUCACUCCUGAUUAAAAAUAAUGAAAUUAUGGAGCUUCUCUCUGCUGCUAAAUUUUUCCAGCUUGAAGCUUUACAACGACACUGUGAGAUCAUUUGUGCAAAAAGCAUCAAUACAGAAAACUGCGUGGAUAUUUAUAAUCAUGCCAAG
Messenger RNA from Acanthisitta chloris (rifleman), 1206 nucleotides. Its product is annotated as ankyrin repeat and BTB/POZ domain-containing protein BTBD11. NCBI's taxonomy places the organism in Eukaryota, Metazoa, Chordata, Aves, Passeriformes, Acanthisittidae. Gene Ontology annotation, molecular function: protein binding. The record is from RefSeq and is a predicted model, not a curated record. The annotation marks the transcript as partial. The transcript is spliced from 10 exons.